AUGCUCUAUCGUUGUCUGUGUCUCUUCGCUUUGGUCGCUCUCUCGUCGGCAUGUGAUACAUGGCCGAACAGUACAGAGACAAAGGUCAACUGGUGGCAAUGUUCCAGUGGACCAAUUAUGGUGACCAAUGUCAAUCCAACGGAUAAGAAGGGAGCCUACGAGUACCCAAUCCGUCUCACUGAGCCACUCCUCAUCGCCACCACUAUCAACGACCCAUCAUCCACCUACUCCUCCCCUGGACUCAAGCAAACCAUCAAAGUAUGGAGCUGGAAUAUAAAUACCUGUGGAUGGACUGCCGUCCCAACCUUUGGACUUUUGAACAACAUCGACGCAUGCACCAACGGAACCCCAUGCCCAAUCAAGCCGGGAAAUAAUCAAGUUAUCAACUUGGAACUCGACUUCUCUGAUACCCCAGCUAUCAUCAAUCUCUUGAAGAACGAUAAGCCAUACCAACUCGAGUACUUGCUCCAUGAUGACGUCACCAAGGAGGAUUUGUGUGUUAUUUUCCAAGCUAGAGCUCUCACUCAUACUUAA
Messenger RNA from Caenorhabditis remanei, 534 nucleotides. RefSeq lists its product as uncharacterized. The record is from RefSeq and is a predicted model, not a curated record. The transcript is spliced from 4 exons. The coding region runs from base 1 to 534 and encodes 177 amino acids. NCBI's taxonomy places the organism in Eukaryota, Metazoa, Nematoda, Chromadorea, Rhabditida, Rhabditidae.